GCCUUCGACGUCAGGAGCCAUGUCCUCUGGCAAAGCAAAAGCAGCCGACGCAGUCGAUCAUAACUCCGAGCUUACGCACGAAGACGAUCCCGACAUCGACGGUUCAGCCUCCGGCUCAGAACCAGAGCUCGACGACCCGUCGGACAGCAUCCUCCCUGUUGCGUCUUCCAGCGCUACCUCCAAGAAAAAGAAGAAAAAGAAGUCAAAAGCCGCGAGGGCCCUAGCUGCACUGAAGGGCGACACCGUGCCGCAGCAGAUUGUGGAUACUGUGCUGAAGAAAGUCAAGGAAGAGCAUGGCGAAGAUACGCCUGGCGCUGAUGCGGAGACAGUCAGGCAGUUGCUAGAGCAGUUGAAGAUCAAAGACGUCAUUCAGGGAAAGAGUGGGCUUGGGGGACUGAACAAGAAAGACGCUGGUGAUCAUAAGUUCUGGGCCACGCAGCCUGUUCCUCACUAUGACGAAGCUCCCCCAGAGGACGACGGUUUUAUUGAACCCUCCAGGCCUCGGGAGGAGGUACGGCAGGAUUCGUAUCCCUUGCCGAAGGACUUCGAGUGGUCUGUCAUUGACAUCGAAGAUACAACCCAGAUCCGGGAGGUAUACGAGCUUCUCUCUGCUAAUUAUGUUGAGGACGAUGUCGCGGCUUUCCGCUUUCAGUAUACCGCUGAAUUUCUUGAAUGGGCGUUGAAACCUCCUGGCUACCACAAGGAAUGGCACAUCGGGGUCCGCGUCUCUUCAAACAAGAAGUUGGUCGCAUUUAUCUCCGGUGUGCCAAUCACACUCCGUGUCCGCGGCAACGUCUUCCAAGCAAGUGAAAUCAAUUAUCUCUGCGUUCACAAAAAGCUGCGAUCGAAGCGACUCGCCCCGGUGUUGAUCAAGGAAGUCACCCGGCAGUGUCAUCUGAAAGGUAUCUUCCAGGCCAUCUACACCGCGGGAAUUGUGCUCCCUACUCCCGUCUCAACGUGCCGGUACUUCCAUCGUUCUUUGAACGUUCCCAAGCUCGUCGACGUCAAAUUCACUUAUGUCCCUCGGAGCAUGACACUUGCGCGUAUGAUUCGUCAAUUCAAGUUGCCAUCCUCACCGCACCUCUCGCGCUCAGGCCUCCGCGAGAUGGAGGAGCGCGACGUUGUGAAAGUUGCGGAUCUCUUCACGAAAUAUAUGAAGCGGUUCGACAUGGUCCCAGAGAUGACACAUGAUGAAGUGCGCCACCAGUUCCUGAGUGGAAGAGGAAAGGGGGAGAAGGAUCCUGCGACGCGCCGGAGAGAGGGACAGGUCAUCUGGACAUAUGUCGUCGAGAACCCCGAGACGCACAAGAUCACGGAUUUUUUCUCAUUCUAUACACUCCCGUCGACGAUCAUGAAUCACCAGAAGCACCACCUUCUGGAAGCGGCGUACCUGUUCUACUACGCCACGGACGUCGCGUUUCAGGAGGAUGCGGAUGCUAACGGUCUUUUGAAGCGGCGGUUGCGUGACCUCAUCGGUGACGCGAUCAUCGUCGCAGACCAGGCCAAAUUUGACGUGUUCAAUGCGUUGACGCUGAUGGAUAGCGCGUACUACCUGCAGGAUCUCAAGUUCGGGUCCGGCGACGGUCUGCUCAACUUCUACUUGUACAACUGGAGGACAAAACCCCUAGCGGGUGUCACCGGUACCGCAGACAAGGAGGCAGGAAGGGGGGUCGGCGUAGUCAUGUUGUAAUGUAAAAAAGAACCUACAGACAGUAUGCAUCAAAGACAACUUGCAAUCCUUUCUUUGUUACCCAGGCAAUAGUUUACAGUCACAAUAACUAUCGUUGCUUGCAAAG
Molecule: messenger RNA, 1796 nt
Organism: Heterobasidion irregulare TC 32-1
Lineage: Eukaryota; Fungi; Basidiomycota; Agaricomycetes; Russulales; Bondarzewiaceae
Exons: 9
Coding region: 20-1690 (556 amino acids)
Biological process (GO): N-terminal peptidyl-glycine N-myristoylation
Cellular component (GO): cytoplasm
Molecular function (GO): glycylpeptide N-tetradecanoyltransferase activity
Source: RefSeq, a predicted model, not a curated record